AUGGCCGAGAACGAGGCAAAAGCGCGCAAGAAGUUGGAGGAGGCUGAGAAGAAAGCGAAAGGAGGUGGUGGAUUCUUUGGUGGAUUAUUUGGCAGUGGCAAGGCCGAUGAAGCUGCUGAUCUUUUUGUGCAAGCGGAGGAGGACUGGUCGUCGAGUUCAGAAAGUGUGCUUGUGUGCGAGGAAAGCGGUUGCAGGAUGAGCUUCAGCAGUAUUGCCUCAUUCGAGGAUCACUACCAGCACUCGCAUCGCAAUCAGUGUGCUGUAUGCGGACUGCAAUUCCCCAACGUGUACUGCCUGGAACUGCAUUCGGACGAGACGCAUUGCUCAAUUUUCAAAACAAAACGAGAACGUGAUGCAUCGGCUGCUCUCUUCCACUGCUACGAGCCCACAUGCUCAAAAUCGUAUGCCAGCUCGGAUGCGCGAAAUUCGCAUUCCGAAAUGGAACAUGGAAUCCGACUUUCGACUCUCUGUUUCAACGGAAGAAGAAAGUUGCCGACACGACGAAAAGCGCCCUCGCUGGACGCAGACCUCAGCAAUUUGAGCAUUUCCUCGUCCAGGGCUGCUCCCAAGCUGCUCGCUCGGGUACCCCGAGCACCGGCGGGCAAUUUGUUCAAAAUAUCGAAACUGUGGAAAGAAGCUGGAGAUGCAUUUGUGCGAUCAGCGGAAAUCCAUGUUGCGGCUGCUGAUCGGAAGCAUGAUGCUGCUUCAAAUUACGCCGAAGCAGCCAAUUGCUAUCGUAAAGUUAAUCCUCAGGAAGCGGCUGAUUUUUACAAAGGCGAAGAAAGUCGAAGUUCAGCUACGAAAUGUUUGAUCAAAGUCGGCCAGUAUGCCGCACAGCUGGAGGAUUACAAGAGGGCAAUCAAGAUUUUUGAAGAAGUAGCGAUAUGGGAAUCCGAUCAUCCGACACUGAAAUAUGCUGCAAAAAAUCACUUUUUCCAGUCACUUCUUUGCUACCUUUGUUUAGAUUGGUUGGAUGCACAGCACGUGCUGAAAAGGUAUGAAGAAAUUUCUCCAUCGUUUGCUGAUUCGCGAGAAUCAAAGUUCACGGAAACCGUGAAAACCUUCGACAAAAUUUCACGUUUGGACCAAUGGCAUACAGCACUUCUGGUAAAGAUUAAACGGUCCUGUGGUGAGGAGGAUGACGAUGAUCUGAAAUGA
Gongylonema pulchrum is the source of this 1158-nucleotide messenger RNA. The record is from the annotation of a GenBank genome assembly. NCBI's taxonomy places the organism in Eukaryota, Metazoa, Nematoda, Chromadorea, Rhabditida, Gongylonematidae.